AUGUUCUCUCGAGCUGUGCAACGGGCUCUGCACGCCCGCGGCCCAGCCGCCGCCCUUUCCAGAGCUGCCACGGCCACCACCACACGCCCAGCAGUAGCUCCUGCAGCUUCCGCCGCCGCCGCCGUCGUCGUCUCCGGCCGCUCCAGCAUCCACACCUCGGCCGUCCGCCGGAGCGACGCCAAGAAGACCGACGAGGAGGCCCUGCAGCCCGGUGCCCUCGCCCGCACAGACGAGACCAUCACCGUCGAGUACCCGCCCGACGACGAGUUCCCGCCCAGCGCCCUCGCCGAGGGCCAGGGCCGCGCGGGCGUCAACGUCUACCCCACGCUGGCGACCUUCUCGCUCGAGGGCAAGGUCGGCGUCGUCACGGGCGGUGCGAGGGGUCUGGGGUUGGUCAUGGGCCAGGGCAUGGUGAUUAGCGGUGCCGAUCUGGCCAUUGUUGACUUGAACAAGGAGGAAGCCGAAGCCCAGGCAAAGGCGAUCGUUGAUACCUUCAAGGCGGAGCAUCCAAAAGCCAAGAGGCUGCCCAAGGUGACUGCACAUUACGCGGACGUGUCGGAUCCAGAGUCCGUCGAGGCGUGCAUUGCCGAGAUCGUCAAGGCUCACGGCAAGAUUGACAACCUGGUGACCAGCGCCGGCUUCACCGAGAACUUCGAGGCCGUCAAGUACCCCAUUGACCGCAUGCGCAAGCUGUGGGGCGUCAACGUCGACGGCACGUACCUGUUCGCGACCUCCGUGGCCCGUCACCUCAUGGAGCGCGAGGCCAAGGGCAGCAUGGUCUUCAUUGGCAGCAUGAGUGGUUCCAUUGUCAACGUGCCGCAGCCGCAAGCUCCGUAUAACAGCGCCAAGGCGGCUGUACGCCAUCUCGCAGCCUCGCUGGCAGUCGAGUGGGCACAUGCUGGGAUCCGUGUCAACUGCAUCUCGCCCGGCUACAUGCUGACUGCCCUCACGCAGAAGAUUCUCGACGACAACCCGGACCUCAAGCGCCAGUGGACAUCUCUUAUUCCGCAGGGCCAGAUGGGCUCACCUCAGGAUCUUAUGGGGCCGGUGACCUUCUUGCUCUCGGACGCGGCCAACUACGUCACGGGCGCCGACCUGCGUGUCGACGGUGGCUACACUGUCACCUAA
Molecule: messenger RNA, 1128 nt
Organism: Phaeoacremonium minimum UCRPA7
Lineage: Eukaryota; Fungi; Ascomycota; Sordariomycetes; Togniniales; Togniniaceae
Product: putative d-arabinitol dehydrogenase protein
Exons: 5
Coding region: 1-1128 (375 amino acids)
Cellular component (GO): intracellular anatomical structure
Molecular function (GO): oxidoreductase activity, acting on NAD(P)H, oxygen as acceptor
Source: RefSeq, a predicted model, not a curated record